AUGCAGCUGCAGUUCCGGAGCUGGAUGCUGGCCGCGCUCACGCUGCUUGUGGUCUUCCUCAUCUUCGCAGACAUCUCGGAGAUCGAAGAAGAAAUCGGGAAUUCUGGAGGCAGAGGUACAAUCAGAUCAGCUGUGAACAGCUUACAUAGCAAAUCUAAUAGAGCUGAAGUUGUAAUAAAUGGUUCUUCACUGCCAGCUGUUGUUGAUAGAAGUAAUGAAAGCAUUAAGCACAGCAUCCAGCCAGCUUUAUCCAAAUGGAGACACAACCAGACGCUCUCUCUGAGGAUCAGGAAGCAAAUUUUAAAGUUCUUGGAUGCAGAGAAGGAUAUUUCCGUCCUUAAGGGGACCCUGAAGCCCGGAGACAUUAUUCAUUACAUCUUUGAUCGAGACAGCACCAUGAAUGUGUCCCAGAACCUCUAUGAACUCCUCCCCAGAACCUCCCCACUGAAGAACAAGCAUUUCCAGACUUGUGCCAUCGUGGGCAACUCGGGCGUCUUGCUGAACAGCGGCUGUGGGCAGGAAAUUGACACGCACAGCUUCGUCAUAAGGUGCAACCUGGCUCCAGUUCAGGAGUACGCCCGGGACGUGGGCCUCAAAACAGAUCUAGUGACUAUGAACCCGUCAGUCAUCCAGCGGGCCUUUGAGGACCUGGUGAAUGCCACGUGGCGGGAGAAGCUGCUGCAGCGGCUGCACGGCCUCAAUGGGAGCAUCCUGUGGAUACCUGCCUUCAUGGCCCGGGGUGGCAAAGAACGUGUGGAGUGGGUCAACGCUCUCAUCCUGAAGCACCACGUCAACGUGCGCACGGCUUACCCUUCCCUGCGCCUGCUGCACGCAGUCCGAGGAUAUUGGCUGACCAACAAAGUCCACAUAAAAAGACCAACUACUGGCCUCUUGAUGUAUACCCUGGCCACACGCUUCUGCAAUCAGAUCUACCUCUAUGGCUUCUGGCCUUUUCCACUGGAUCAGAAUCAGAACCCUGUCAAGUACCACUAUUAUGACAGCCUCAAGUAUGGCUAUACCUCCCAGGCCAGCCCCCACACCAUGCCCUUGGAAUUCAAGGCCCUCAAGAGCCUGCAUGAGCAAGGGGCAUUGAAACUGACUGUCGGCCAGUGUGAUGGGGCUACGUAAGGAUGACAGCGCAUGGGACUCAAUGGCUCACUUUCCUGCCAGCUACACCACAGGCAGAUGGGAGUCGGGGUGGCACAAACAAUAGAACAAGCAGGCUAGUGGUUUUCUUUGUUAAAGUGUAAAACAGUGACCAGAAUAUAUAUAUCUAUACCUGCAUAUAUAUAUUGACCUGAGUAUUUAUAACUGUGUGGUGUUCAUCUAGCAUUAGGCAGAUAAGCCACAGGAAGAAGGUGUGGAGAACCCACCUGGACCAGAUGGAGACUCAGUCCAUCUUUGGGGGCAGAAGGACUUGACAUGCAAAGAAGCCAGUCCCAUGACUUUGGAUGACAACCCGCCUCCUGGGUUGGACGGAUCUCUGGGCUCAUGGAUGAAUGGAGAGCCACCUGUUGUCAGCUUCCCCGAACCUCUGAGUGAUGUGGAUUCUGGGUAGCCCAGACUCAGAAAGGACAGUUUGAACCAGUCUAAAGAGGUACAGUUCAUGGAGGAGAGACUUGGAGAGUUCCGCUGGGCAACGAGGCACAAGGAGACCAAACAUCAGAGGUCACAACAGAGCUGAGGACCUUGUUCAAGAACUUGAGAGUGCAACUUGACGUUCACAUGGGUAUCACCUGUGUCCCAGCCAGGCCUUCACAGCUCUGGAGAGAGGCUGGAGGAAACUCAAUGGACAGCCCCAUAGUCUGACUGGACAAGUGCUGUCCAGAGCUUAGUAGUGUGGAGCAGCAGAUGGUCCUAAAGAGGUACAGUGCUGUAAAUCAUGGUUGUAGAAACUUGAGACAGUCUAGGGGUUUGCUCCGCCUCAGAAAAGGACAAAAGAGUGUCCAAAUUAUGGUCAUUUUGUUGGGUGCGCUUUACAGCAAUGGAGGCCUACCGAGGAGGAAGUGAUCCUGGGGCAUCAACUUCCAGGUUAGCCUUCAUCUCAUCUUCUAAGAAUGUCGCAUGAGGGAACUCUACUGUCCUGUCUACCACCAGAAAGACACAGCAAAUGCUUGAAAGGGCACAGUCACCAUAGGGAUCAUCCUGUCACAAUAUAUACCAUCGCCUUUCUAGGCACCUCACAGAGCCCCAAACCCGGACUCCUGAAGACUGUGGAGCACCCGGUUCUGGGUCGCUAUAGUCACGCUCGGUUUGCUUUCUGCACCCUGCACUCUGAGGGUCCCCUGCAGCCAGACUGCUCUGUCAGCAUCACCUUCUUGUCACUUCCCGCAUCUUGACAGUCAUCCCCGCCCACACCAAGCUCCACACCAUGGAGAU
Messenger RNA from Peromyscus eremicus (cactus mouse), 2379 nucleotides. It is a transcript of the gene St8sia2, whose product is annotated as ST8 alpha-N-acetyl-neuraminide alpha-2,8-sialyltransferase 2. The record is from RefSeq and is a predicted model, not a curated record. Gene Ontology annotation, biological process: N-glycan processing; oligosaccharide metabolic process. The transcript has 6 exons. The coding region runs from base 1 to 1128 and encodes 375 amino acids. NCBI's taxonomy places the organism in Eukaryota, Metazoa, Chordata, Mammalia, Rodentia, Cricetidae. Gene Ontology annotation, molecular function: alpha-N-acetylneuraminate alpha-2,8-sialyltransferase activity.